CUUCCAGUGACCAGGGGACGGCUCUGCAGGUGCAUCACGCUCCCGAGGAUCUCCUCUCUGCAAAGCUGAUUUCUGCAGCUCAGGAUGGCAGCCCCGAAGCUGGUGCUGGCGCUGCUGGCUGCGGCGCUGCUGCUGCAUGUGGCUGCCACACUGAGGAUCAGUGCCUUCAACAUCAGGGCAUUUGGAGACAGCAAGAUGUCCAACCAGACGAUCGCAGAUUUCAUCGUCUCUAUCCUGGUGGAGUACGACAUCACCUUGGUGCAGGAGGUGCGGGAUGCUGACCUGAGUGCAAUAAGGAAGCUGAUGUCUCAGCUCAACAGCGCAUCAUCGUACCCCUACAGCUUUUUGAGCAGCGUCCCCCUGGGUCGGAACAGCUACAAGGAACAGUACGUCUUUAUCUACAGGUCAGACAUCGUCUCUGUGCUGGAAAGCUAUUACUACGAUGACGGCUGUGAGUCCUGCGGGACAGACAUCUUCAGCAGGGAGCCCUUCAUCGUGAAGUUCUCCUCUCCCACCACACAGGUGGAUGAGUUUGUCAUCGUGCCCCUGCACGCAGAGCCCAGCAAUGCUCCGGCCGAGAUCAAUGCACUCGCCGACGUCUACACAGAUGUCAUCAACAAGUGGGCAACCAACAACAUCUUCUUCAUGGGUGACUUCAAUGCUGACUGCUCCUACGUGACCGCGGAGCAGUGGCCCUCCAUCCGCCUGCGCUCCCUGAGCUCCUGCGAGUGGCUCAUCCCCGACAGCGCCGACACCACCGUCACCAGCACUGACUGCGCCUAUGACCGCAUCGUUGCUUGUGGCUCCGCACUGCGCCAAGCAGUCGAGUAUGGCUCUGCUACGGUCAACAAUUUCCAGGAGACUUUGCAUAUCCAGAACAAGGACGCUUUGGCCGUCAGUGACCAUUUCCCGGUGGAGGUGACGCUGAAGGCCCGCUGAGACCUGCUCCAACAGCCAGCAGUGAGGAGCGCACGUGCCACCAGCUCCAACAAAGCUCUGCAAACCACUCGAUUUGCUGCACGCUGCCUCUGCAAGGAGGCAGCCCUCAGGGGUCCUGCCAUUGUGGGAUGCCCUCAGCUUGCAUUAAAAUGAUGCCGUGUUCA
Numida meleagris (helmeted guineafowl) is the source of this 1103-nucleotide messenger RNA. Its product is annotated as deoxyribonuclease-1. Bases 85 to 939 code for a protein of 284 amino acids. Gene Ontology annotation, cellular component: nucleus. Gene Ontology annotation, biological process: DNA catabolic process. The record is from RefSeq and is a predicted model, not a curated record. The transcript is spliced from 9 exons. Gene Ontology annotation, molecular function: DNA nuclease activity. NCBI's taxonomy places the organism in Eukaryota, Metazoa, Chordata, Aves, Galliformes, Numididae.